AUGGCAGAACAAGUUAGGGUUGAGUUAUUCGAUUUUUCAACAACACCAUCACAGCAAGGCUGGGAAUUAAAUAAAUUUCUGCAAGAAAGGUUUCGUAAGAAGAAACCGACCGGAGCUUCAUUUGCAUAUUCCACCUUUCGUAAAAUUAAUACUAUUAGCACAAGAAGGUGGAAACGACGAUUCAUUGCCAACUCGUUUGCAAUUUGCAAAUCUUUAAAUUGUAUUCUCAUGCUCUCAUCAAACAACACGGUCUAUGUUUAUUCUCUCAAAUCUAAAAGGUAUCUGAAUCGGUUUCCACUCUUUCCCUUUGGAUAUAAUUUGGGAGGACCUCCACUACAUUUUAAAGUGGUAGAACGAGAGCAAGAUCCAAAUAAUCAGGCUCACAUUAUUGUACUACUUUCGGAUAGUUUUAAUGGUAAAUUGGAAAUACAUAAAAUUAAUUUGGACACAUUGAUGAAAGAACGAAGUCGUAUGAAGAAUAGAAAUACCAGGAUUUUAGAUAGCUAUGCUUCUAAUUUGGUGUGGAAAAUUGAGAAGAAUAUACCCAAGACAAAUGGAACUGCCACAAUGCUAUUUGUUCCAAAUAGAGAGUUUGAGAAUGUUGAAAAGGGUGACGCUGCUAUAUUGAUCUAUUUCACUAAUCAAAAGAAUAUCCUAGAUUGUUUUAGUUACAAGUAUGGAAAACAACUGAGUUCUAUAACUGUCCCUGAUACUAUAAGUAGCUCAAGUACUGUAUUACAUUUAGCUGUCAGUGGAUCUAAUUUAAUAUUUUACAGGUAUAACUCUGCUGAUUUUGUGGAUCAAAGAAUGAAUGUAAUACAGAGUUUGAAAACAAACAUUAUUUGCAUUGGAAGCGCUGUCAUCUAUGAGCCAAAUUCAAAUGUGUUUAUAACCCAGCAAUCAUCUAAAAUUAUGGCAUUUCAAUAUCGCGAUGAUAAUCUCAGUGUUGUUGGAUCACGCAAGUUGAGAGUAAAAGGUAAAACAAUCGAUUGGUCAAUGAUGCAUUUCAAUGAUUCCAAUGGAGAGCUAUUGGUUCUGCAUCGUAAUGAGAAAUUAUUAACAUUCAAGUAA
Naegleria gruberi is the source of this 1071-nucleotide messenger RNA. RefSeq lists its product as uncharacterized. Lineage: Eukaryota; Heterolobosea; Eutetramitea; Acrasida; Naegleriidae. Bases 1 to 1071 code for a protein of 356 amino acids. The record is from RefSeq and is a predicted model, not a curated record. The transcript has a single exon. Gene Ontology annotation, molecular function: protein binding.